Molecule: messenger RNA, 6441 nt
Organism: Dermochelys coriacea (leatherback sea turtle)
Lineage: Eukaryota; Metazoa; Chordata; Testudines; Dermochelyidae
Gene: NRIP1
Product: nuclear receptor interacting protein 1
Exons: 3
Coding region: 1323-4823 (1166 amino acids)
Biological process (GO): regulation of transcription by RNA polymerase II
Cellular component (GO): nucleus
Molecular function (GO): signaling receptor binding; transcription coregulator activity
Source: RefSeq, a predicted model, not a curated record
AUAUCACAAGUGGGUUGAAGGCUUUGAACAAAGAGCUGUGCUUAUUUUUUUUUUUUAAGAAGGUGGUUGGUUGUGCAGCACAAAAAUAUAUUUCCUUCAUGGGUUCUAAAAGUCUGAAUUGUAAAUAAAUGUUGUGUAUUAAGUAUAUCAACUUGUCAAAAAAGUAGCUAUUUGAUAAAUUUGAGGGAAUAUUUAUUACCUGUUUUAUGCACAGCAGAUAUCCUGAUUAUAUUUAAAAUUGCUUUUUCUCUGCCCAUCCAGACCAAUACAAAUUUUGAGUAGGUGACCACAUUCUGUAUUGUGGUACAAACAGUCUUGUUAUGGAUGUUUUUGUAUUCAGCCUAUUUCAAUACACAAGCUUGCAUUACAAGUUGUUACAAACGGUUGUGCUGUAUUCUGCCCUGAAACUACCUCUUGCAUUAGAAUCAGACAUUUGUUCUUGUCAUUGAAAUUGGUUUUUUGGAUAUCAGAGUUCUAGAUCAUUAGGGCAAUUCCCAGAAGAUCAUCUGAGUUCUUAAGCAAAAGUAAUUUGCGUGUGGUAGGGAAGUACCAAUCAUCCUGCAUACCAGAACAGAUGUAUUCCUUAAAGCAAAAGCUCUCAACCUGUGGACCACAAGUUAUGCUACUAAAUGAGAAAGGAGUCUAUUCCCAUAUUGCUGAAAGAGGGGUGAGCCGCAGAUACAUCUCAACCCUCUUUCCCACAACAGACCAUAAAGAGAUGUGACGUAGAAAAGGUUGAGAAUCCCUACCUUAAAGAUAUUGCAAGUGAAUCUUUUAAGGCUAGAGUCUACCAGGUGGGCAAGCCUGCCUCCUCCAGCCUCCCUGCUGACAAAUGGUGGUGGAUUAUAGAUGAGGACAUGCUGACCCUUUCGACCUUGCUAAGACUGCGGGGAGGGGCCUCCUGCUACUUGAGGGAAGCUUUGGGUCAUUUAAAGGACAAGGUCAUAAGCCAGGAAUUUGACAUGCCUGAUGGAGGUGAAAAAGGAUGAAAAACAAGCUGCUGUCCUGCACAAAGGUGAAGAAGAUGAAUGUUUAGUAGAACUUCAUUACAUUGGAACCAUGUUCUAAGUAAUUCUUCUAGACAUCUUUCAUAAAUAUUUUAUAUAUCUACAGAGACUGAUAUGACUGAAAAUUUGGUUCAUAAGCAAUAUAUGCUGGAAGAAGCCUGCAUGGAACAUAACAUUUGGUUUAGUUCAGAUUAUGUGAAAAAACUAUAGACUUCUACCUAUUAUUAUUUAUUAACCUUGCAUCUCAAUUUGGCCACACCAAACUAGUCUUUAAAGUGAAUAGAAGCAGAGCCUUUGUGGAUAUUUUUAUUGAACAUGACUCAUGGAGAAGAGCUUGGCUCUGAGAUGCACCAGGAUUCUGUUGUUCUAACUUACCUAGAGGGAUUACUAAUGCAUCAGGCAGCGGGAGGCUCAGGUACUGCACUUGACAAAAAGCCUACUGGGCAUAGUGGAGAGGAUCAAAACUUUAAGAUUUCUGGAAAUAUAUUUCCCAACUGUCAAAGUAAUGGUCCAGUUCUUAACACACAUGCAUAUCAGGGAUCUGGCAUGUUGCAUCUCAAAAAAGCAAGACUAUUACAGUCUUCUGAAGACUGGAAUGCAGCAAAGAGAAGGCGGUUGUCUGAUUCCAUUGUGGAUUUGAAUGGAAAAAAAGAAGCUUUGUUAGCUGGCAUGGUUGAAAAUGUGCCUAAAGGCAAACAGGAUAGCACACUACUAGCCUCUUUGCUUCAGUCAUUCAGCUCUAGGCUGCAGAGUGUUGCUCUGUCACAACAGAUUAGGCAGAGCCUCAAGGAGCAAGGGUAUUCCCUCAGCCAUGAUUCUUUACAAGUGGAGAAAGAUGUAAGGUGCUAUGGUGUUGCAACUAGUCGCUUGAAGACUCUGCUGAAGAAAAGAAAAGCAAAAGAUCAAAAGCUGGACACCACUCUGCCUGAUGUAACAACAAACCUGCCUAAAGAGAGGUUUAUAGAAUCUCCACAUACAGGGCAGAAGGGAUCCAAGGUGAUGAAUGAGCCUCUGUCUUGUGCUGCAAGAUUACAAGCAGUUGCAAGCAUGGUAGAGAAAAGAUCUAGUCCUACUGCUUCUCCUAAACCCAGCGUAGCUUGUAGUCAGCUAGCUUUACUUCUUUCAAGUGAAGCUCAUUUGCAGCAGUAUUCCAGGGAACAUGCUUUAAAAGCACAAAAUGCAAAUCAGGUAGCAAGCGAGAGACUUGCUGCUAUGGCCAGAUUACAAGAAAGUGCCCAGAAAGACCUUGGCCAUUUCAGUCUGUCAAAAGGAAUGCCAAGCCAUUUCAAUGGUCAAAUGAGAUCAUCAGCCAAAACAAUAACUAGCAAGAGCAAUAUGGCACCAUUUCAGAGCCCCAUUGGAAUUGAUCAUUCUCCUCCCAAAAAUGUAGGAUACAAAAAUACGUUGGAAAGAAACCAUUUAAAACCAUCUCCCAGCAACAGUUUGCUGUUACAUCUUCUUAAAAGUCAGAAUGCAACUAAACAAACAAAAGGGCAUGAGCAGAAUGAGAGAGUGGGUAUUUUUGAGGACAGUAGCACACCAACAACUGUGGAUGAGUAUUCAGACAACAAUCCUAGUUUUACAGAAGAUGAUAGCAGUGACGAUGAAAGUUCCCAUUCUAACUGUCUUCCUAUAGAUUUAUCUUUCAAACAAAGGACAGACAAACAAGAUUCUGGACAGCCUGCUUCUCUAGAUAAUCUGAGUCGGCCAAUGUUUCAUAAUUGGGAUCCAAAAAUUCCAUGUCUAGAGAACAGUUUGGAGAAUAAAGAAGAUAAAGACACUCCUAAAGGUUCUAAACUGAAUCCACAUCAGAAAGUAACACUGCUUCAGUUAUUACUUGGGCAUAAGAGUGAAGAUAAAGACAAAAAUACAGACCUUCAGGGACCACACAGUACAGCUGAUGUGGCAACAUUUACUGUACAAACUGGUAAGAGGACUCCUGUGACAGACAGUUCCAGUGCAAAUCGAAGAACUCCAUUAAGCACUCCACCUUUGCUUAUUUCUACAAAAACAGACUCUCCUAUAAAUCUGUCCCAGCAAUCUUCUCUAGCAGUCAAACAUAAUUCACCACCAUAUGCUUGCAGCGUCCAGCCAGAGAGGUUAAUGAAUCCAGCAUCUAAACAUUUGAUAGAUCUUACAAAAAAUAAAGAACUUCAAGGAACUAAAAUGAACAGAAAUGAAAGUGCACAAAAUUCUGCAGCUUUCAGUGCCAGCAAGCUGUUGCAAAACUUAGCUCAGUGUGGAAUGCAGACUUCCGUGUCAGGUGAAGAGCAAAGAAUGAGCAAACAGCUGCUAACAGUAAAUACAGAUAAACCUGUAGGGUUGAUUGAUAGAUUGAAUAGUCCUUUACUCACAAAUGUAUCAGGUAAAUUUGAAGAAAACAACAAAGUAUUCAGUUGUCAUCCUACACCCACUGAACAAGGACUUCCUAGUUCAGAAAUAGAAAAUCUCCUUGAAAGACGCACUGUCCUUCAGUUACUUCUGGGAACCCCCAAUAAAGGUAAAAGUGAAAAGAAAGAGAGGAUGCUUUUAAAAGAUGAAAGCUCACAAGAACAGGUGGAUAAGGCUUUGAGUGAGCAAAUAUUGACUGUGAAAAUAAAAACUGAACCUUGUGAAGAAUCAAAUGUUCCUCAUAAUCCAAAUGCACAGCCAAUAAGGGAGAGUAAGGGUAACACAUUUCAAGGAAUAGCUCAUUCAGUGCAGAGAAACACAGGUGCCUCUCCGGCAUCUGAGGACUUGAAACCUGAGCCUCUUUCACAUGAAGAUUUUUCUUUUUCAAAAAAUGGCUUGUUAAGUCGAUUGCUGAGACAGAAUCAAGAUAGUUACCCCAUUGAUGAUCUGGACAGAAGUCACAGAAAUAGUGAACUGACACUUCUAGACUCAAAGAGCCUUUGCACCAUUCCUAAGAAGAGGAAAUUUCAUACUGAGCCUUCAGAAAGUCCAUUAAAAAAGGUAAAAAGUAAUGUGUCUGAUGCUUCAAACAAUCACAUGUCUCCUGCAGAGACAUUGUAUCGGCCUUUGCUUAACCAGCAAGAGCUGAAAUUCAACAGAAGCGAUCUUGAAUUUAAAUAUACCGCAGGUCAUGGUUCGAAUAAUGAAAGUGAAAAUAGGAGUUGGUCUAGAAAUAGUAAAGGCUUUAAUGUGUUGAAACAACUGCUUCUCUCAGAAAACUCUGAGAGAGAUUUUUCACAGCAUAGGAAUAAUGCAGUAACAGAGGGCAAGAAGAAAGGAAACAAAAAUAAUGUAGCAAAUAAUAAACCAGAAUUUAGCGUUUCUUCAAUAAAUGCAUUAAUGGGAAAUCCUGUGCAACCAAACAGUUGUGUAGAUCACAGGACAUUUCAGUAUCCAGUAGCAGUGAAGAGUCCUGCUAGUUCCCCCUUCUCUGAACAUUUGGGAUGUACAGUAUCUAGACCUGAAUCUGACCAAUUUAGUGUUUGCCCCAUACCCAGUGAAAAAGGCCCCAUCAGAUGGGUUAUCACAGGAAUGGACAAGGGUGAAUAUGAAAAAGACUCCCCAAGACUAACCAAAACCAAUCCAAUAUUGUAUUACAUGUUACAGAAAGGAGGCAAUUCUGUUAAUAGCCAAGAAGCACAUGAUAAGAACAUUUGGAGUGAACCUUCAGUUACAGAAAAUUCAACUCCUGUUACAAUAAAGGAGGAGUUAUUACCUGAUACAGAACCUAAAAUUCCUUUUCAUAAUUUAAGAAGCCCUUACAAUAGCCAUAUGGGGAAUAAGAGCUCCCAUCAACACAAUGUGAAUGGAGAAGUGUAUGGACUCUUGGAAAAAGUGCUAACAAUCAAAAAAGAACCCGAGUGAAAUAUACAGCCAACACAAUGAGUUUACAGUCAGUGGGUUUUAAUCUGUGUUAAUAAAAUUAAAAAAAAGAAAGUAUGAACUGGAAUACUGUAUAAAUUGAGCAUGAUUUGAGAAAAGCAUGGUCUUAUUGAAUCAUAUUUUCAUUUGAGAAACUUUUGUUUUUCUGGUGAUAUUUAAAAAUGUGUAGAUAUGUUUGCUUUACCUUAGAUAGUCACAAGGAAAUUGUGAGAGUUGUAAGCUGUACAAGACACAAUUCUGUAUGCAUCAAAGUAAGUUACGAAUAGUCUGUGACUGAAGUCUUAUUUGGAACAACAGGUAUUUAGGUAUAAAAUAAAGUAAGCAUACAGCCAAGGUGGUGGUAAUGCAUUCUGCUGCAUUUCAUUCUUUCCACGUAGUGUAUUCCCUUUUUUUGGCGGUUUAAGCAUAGAGAUAGUGUAACCUUUGAUAUGUGUUUAAUACGUUUUGUGAAACUUUAAGAAUUUUUUUAAGAAAUGAAACAGUCCAUCCAGGGUAGUAGUAGAGUAGAUUUAGUAAUCUGUCAGUGUUUAAUUAAUCAAAUGCACUGAAAUGGAAUUUUUAGUGCUUCCAAAUGUUUUUUAUUAUUUAAUUAUUUUUGUGAUUAUCCCUGAAUCAUGGUGUGAUGAGUUCUCCCCCCACUUGCUUUUGACUAGAACAUUCUGCAGAACCCUGAGUAGUAUUCAUAUAAAAUAGGAGUUAUGAUUAAAGAUUGUUUUCUAGGUUUUCCUAGUGUUUUAUAUAAAAAGCAGAUUUUCAUCUACACUGUUUAAAAAAAAAAAAAAAAGUCCACUUUUACUUGUUGCUUCCCCUGUCUUAAGCCAAUUCAACAGUCAGUAUUAAGUUGACCCACCUAUGUGUCUCAGGGGUGUGACAAUUCCACACUCCUUUGAGCAACAUAGUUAAGAUGACCUAACCUCCAGUGUAGACAGGGCUAAGUCAGAGGAAGAAUUCUUCCAUCAAUUUAGCUACCACCUCUCACUGAUGGGAGAACUACACUGAUGGGAGAACCCCUCCCAUCAGUGUAGGAAAUGUCUACAAUGCAGUUGUGCCACUAGGAGUUUAAAUGCAGACAUAUAAAGGGAAUGUAAAAAAGGCAUCUUAUAAUUUUGGAAUAAAUAGACCUGUCCUCUGUGGCCAGAAAACUGCCAUUGAUACCAGUUUGUGAAACACAUAAGCAAAAUGUUUUUUCAGCACCAUGUUGCUUCCUGUUAAAAGAACAGUUAUGGUAUUUAUAUAAAUACAUAUUCUAUAUUUCAGUGGAAAUUGAGAGAGAUUGGUGGAAAACAUGGUGGGUCUUCCUGUAACUGCAUAUUCUGCAAAUAUUUAUUACUCUGUGAGCAGCUGAUCUGUGGUUAAUACACUGGCCUUUCAUCCCUGAAAACCUAGAUUCAGAACAACUUGUUAGGUGUCACUGUGUGUGAAAAUAAAAUUGGUGGUUUUGUUCUAUUCCAUAGUGGACAUCAUCUCAGAAAUGGCCUGUCUCCUCUGUUCCCCUGCCUCCACCCAACAUUUUGUAACGUUGGCAGCAUUUUUUCAAAAUCAGUCUUGGACUGGAGUAAUGGACAAUUGUAGGUCAAAGCUGAGAUGCAUUGAAAGUGUU